This is a messenger RNA of Exophiala mesophila, 1710 nucleotides long. RefSeq lists its product as uncharacterized. Bases 314 to 1168 code for a protein of 284 amino acids. The transcript has 2 exons. Lineage: Eukaryota; Fungi; Ascomycota; Eurotiomycetes; Chaetothyriales; Herpotrichiellaceae. The record is from RefSeq and is a predicted model, not a curated record.
UCCAUUGAUUAUCAUCCAAUUCCACCCCCUUGGUUUGACUUGAAUCAGUAGUGAUUCCAUUGUCAGUUGACAAGAGGCCUUGUCGUUUCGUUCGUGUUGUCACUCGACUGUGUCUGAUGAACUUUCACCCAAAAGGCCGCCUUUGAUCAACCCCGCAAUCGCUAGUCGGGGGUUAUCGAUAGCGUCAUGGUCGACAUCGACCCUAUGUUGACAGGACUUUUAUGAACGACUUGAAUGCGUCUGACCAAGGGGCGGGUCAGGUUCCGGUUGUUGAACUGGAUUCUUCCACGGUCUAGCCGAUUUCCCGAACACCAUGAUGGACUUGAUGAUUCCAAUAGAUGACAUCGAGAUCUCCACGAUGAAUCAACAAACUUUGCUCUUGACGAGGCCGAACAAUACAGAACCUUCAGCCAAGCGCCUUUUCCUCGAUGUCAACUCUGGCGUUGCAAUUCCUUCUCCCCUUCUAAACGCAGUCCCCCCUCUCACACGUGGGACCUCCACGGCAUCUUCGGCCUCCGGCUCGAUCGAUACCGAUCUUGCCAGUAGCAUCCUCGGGGAUGGUUAUGUACUUGAAUCACAAGAUGGAGUUCUCACAAUGCCUUUCAGAUAUCAGGAGGACGCGGACUUGUUGUGUCCGUUUCAAAUCCUCGACUGUCAAACAGUCUUUGCCGACAUUGUCCCUUUCAAGAUGCACGUCUUUUCUCAUUUUCGUGGUCAUGAAUUACCGACAAUGGCGGCGUGUUUUCUCUGCGAUAACAAAUACUUUCAGCGUCCUGAAGACGACUCUGCUCUAGCAUGGAACAACAUGUUGUCUCACAUGGCACAUGAUCAUUUCCGCAAGGGCCAACGUCUGGCAACGGUAAGAACUGACUUUGCCCUGAUGAGGUGGAUGUUUAGCAAAAGAAUCAUCAGCCACAGUCAGUUUUCUCGGGCGCAGUUGCCAGCCACCCCAAUAAUCCUACCGGGUUCGGCGAGGCGAAGGCGAGAGAUUUCAGAUCGAAUCGAACUGCCAACUGCACCGUCAGCGCCCACGCCCCCUGCAAUUCUUGCGCAUCUGGCCUCUGUCGGACAUCAGAAUGAGCCGUACACCGUCAACUCGGGAGCCAGGGCGGACAGACGGAGGUUGGAGGCAACAGGAUCAACAAUUCGAACCUCGAGCUUGAUGUGAGGGUAGGACUCGGAAUCUGAGAGCGAUGAACCGGGACCGCCUUCGCUGGCUAACACAGUUCCCUAAGGCAUCAGGACAGGUCAACUUGUGUACACUCUGGGAAUCUUUUCUUGCAAGCGAUGGCGUUGGAUGGUUCUCAAUGCCUGUAUGAAUUUGUGUAUCUGAACAGCAGGGGUGCUAGGAAAUCACUAAUGUUGUAUUGUUUUAACAAGCCCAUGAUGCUGAUUGUGUCAAGAUUGAGUGUCGCAUUGACUUCAGGAACUUGUCGUUUUCAGGGCCAAUUAUGAUGAGCAUGGUACUGGAUUUGACAGAGUACCUUAGGCUUGGGCGUCAAUUCUGGCAUUUAUACUGAGAAGAAAUGACAUUUCUUGUCGGAAAAAUGAGAAGUGAGGUGAUAAUGAGAAGAAGUGCAAAUGAAGAUGGGAGGGAGUAAGAGCGAGCGGAUGUAGGAAACAGAGGAAGCCGCGCGUCCACGUGAUUGCGGCCCCAAUAAUGACGAAUCUGGAUGAUGGCUGCCUGCCAGAAGGCGCCUUGUACCACAA